Messenger RNA from Hemiscyllium ocellatum (epaulette shark), 746 nucleotides. It is a transcript of the gene cryaa, whose product is annotated as crystallin, alpha A. Bases 13 to 546 code for a protein of 177 amino acids. Gene Ontology annotation, biological process: lens development in camera-type eye; protein refolding; response to heat. Gene Ontology annotation, molecular function: protein folding chaperone; structural constituent of eye lens. NCBI's taxonomy places the organism in Eukaryota, Metazoa, Chordata, Chondrichthyes, Orectolobiformes, Hemiscylliidae. The transcript is spliced from 3 exons. The record is from RefSeq and is a predicted model, not a curated record.
CAGCAGGAGAGAAUGGAUCUUGCGAUUCAGUAUCCCUGGUUCAGACGUCCUCUGGCUUCUUUCUAUCCAAGUCGCCUCUUUGAUCAGUUUUUUGGAGAAAGUCCUUUUGACUAUGACCUAUUUCCUAUCUUCUCUUCCACCAUCAGUCCCUACUACAGGCUGCCAGUAUUUCGGAACUUUCUGGACUCAGGCAUAUCCGAGGUGCGUUCUGAGAAGGACAGAUUUAUGAUUAACCUGAAUGUCAAACAUUUCUUACCUGAGGAGCUGACUGUGAAGCUUGUUGAUGACUUUGUGGAGAUUCACGGCAAGCACAUAGAGCGUCAGGAAGACCAAGGUCGUGUUUCCCGUGAAUUUUGCCGCAUUUACCGUCUUCCUGGUAACCUGGACCAGAUGGCUAUUUCCUGCUCACUGUCUGCCGAUGGCUUAUUAACAUUGUGCUGCCCCAAGAUCAGAACAGGUGAGGAUUCCAACCAGCAAGAUCGACCCAUCCCGGUGACCCGAGACGAGAAGUUUGGUAACCAACCUGAGAUCAAAGCAGAUCCAUGAGCAACAGAGAGAGAGCGAGAUGCUCACCUUGGUACCGAAACCUGGGUUAAAACCUGUGGUGCUCUGAAGGUGGAGGUACCAAUGAAAUUGUCAGCCGUCACACUAGAUGCAAAUGUCCAUGUCAUCUUUUUCAGACCUGGCUACAACUUCCUUUUGUGUAGUUUCUUUCAUUGUACUGACAGUAGGCACAGAGCUGACAA